AUGGAGAAUAAAGAAUAUUCAGAGAUAUCACCUUCAGGAAUCACCCUGGUGUCAACACCUAUAAGGUCAAGGGAAACUACAGCUGAAUACAUAACAGUCAACGAGAUAACAAUUGAGCAAAAUCCCAAUGACCUUUCUACAACAGAAGAAGAAGAAUUAGACUCAAUUAUAAAUACCCAUCCUGAACUAAAAAUGGCAAGUAAAGAAAGCGGUAAAUUGAAUCCAGUUAAUGUUGCUUAUACUAUGUUUUCACCACUGAAACAAAAGAAGAAUUCAGAGGAAAUUGUCAUUCUGCCAUCACAACCAGAGCAACCCAAGGCUCAUUCAUCAGUUUCAUCGCAUUAUAAUGUAUUUCUAGAUCCAAUGACUCCUUAUACUUUGACCUUAUACUUUCAAUUGUUUUUUAACUUGAUUGUUAUUGCAAUGUUUUUAUAUGCGAUUUACAUAACAUAUUCAGCACUUAAAACAGAUAUCAAUUUCAAAAUUCAAUCCUAUACUAUUCAAUUACUAGAUGAAAUUUCCCAAUGCCUGAAACAAUAUUUGUUAAAUAAAUGUGAUUCACCAAAUAGACCACCAGCAAUUGAAGCUGACUGUAAUUUUUUGGAAAAGUGUCAAAAUCAAGAUCCUACAUUAAUCAGUCGUUCGAAAAUUACCAGUGAGAUACUAGGUGAAAUAAUUAACUCUUUUUUCAACACAAUAAGUCACAAGAGUAUUUCUAUAGUGGGUCUUUUUGGUGUGGGGUGUUUAUUCUUGAAUUAUUACAUUAUUGGCAAUUUCCAAGUACAUGAAAUUAAUAAACUUCGUGAAUUAGAAAAGACCAUCAAAGAACAAGAAGAGACCAUUACCAGAUUACAAGCUGAAGAAAAUAAAGUUGAAAAUUUAGAACAAUUAUUAUCACCGUAG
Messenger RNA from Candida tropicalis MYA-3404, 903 nucleotides. RefSeq lists its product as uncharacterized. Gene Ontology annotation, biological process: lipid homeostasis; nuclear envelope organization. NCBI's taxonomy places the organism in Eukaryota, Fungi, Ascomycota, Pichiomycetes, Serinales, Debaryomycetaceae. The coding region runs from base 1 to 903 and encodes 300 amino acids. The transcript has a single exon. The record is from RefSeq and is a predicted model, not a curated record. Gene Ontology annotation, cellular component: nuclear membrane; nuclear envelope.